AUGGCCAAAUGCUACCUUGCAGUGGAAUCAGGAGAAGAGAUUUAUUAUCAAGAUUUCACAAGUUUGUAUCCAACGAUCAACAAAUAUGGCACGUAUCCGACAGGUCAUCCACAAAUCUUGGUCAAUCCAGAGAGUCAAAACAUCGAUGACUACUUUGGUUUAGCUAAAGUAAGUAUCUUAGCCGCGGAAAAAGUGUUUCAUCCAGAACUUCCAGGCAAAAUGAAUGGCAAACUGAUGUUUCCAUAGUGCAGAAAAUGUGUGGAAGAACAAUUAGAUUGUCCAUGGCAUAAACGAACGAACCUUUGUCCACAUAGUGAUGCAGAACGAACACUUCACGGUACAUGGUGUACUGAAGAGCUAAAGAAGGCAGUCGAGAUAGGUUACAAGAUUAUGAAAAUCCAUGAAGUCUGGCAUUUCCCCAAAGACCAAAGGAAAGAGGGCUUAUCUGCCCCCUAUGUGAAUUCAUGGCUCAAAUACAAAACCGAAGCGAGUGGGUGGCCAAAACAUUGUGAAACCCAAGAACAGAAAGAACAGUAUGUCGAAGACUUUGAGGCUAAAGAAGGAAUCAAACUGGAGAACAUUCAGAAAAACCCUGGACGGAAACGAGUGGCAAAAUCGAUGUUAAAUUCGUAG
Molecule: messenger RNA, 633 nt
Organism: Porites lobata
Lineage: Eukaryota; Metazoa; Cnidaria; Anthozoa; Scleractinia; Poritidae
Source: the annotation of a GenBank genome assembly